UCGAUCCGCCAGACAGCUGCGGUUUGGGUGUCUGUCGUAUGGAAAGGGUUAAACAACAUUUUUUUUUUUCACAAAAAAAUCAAAUCGCCUGUCCCAUGUUUGUGUAGAAAGUGUCUCUGUAUUUGUGGAUUAUUCGAGUCUCGUGGAUUUAAAGUGUCUCAGUUUCCUUACUGGAUGGUAUUGUGUCAGCUUUUGGGUGCCAUCCAGCUAUGUGUGUCAAUGUGUCAUAGAGUGUGCUUGUUAGAUAAGUCAGCAGUCUAAGCGUGUCGUAUAAAGCAAAGGUACAUUUAUCAACAAUGUAACAAGUGUACAGUGUUAGCGGCCGUUGUAUUGAAUGGAUGAAUCCAGACAGAACUUAAGACUAAGGAUUAAAUUGAGAGAUUAACUCUUGGACUACUGGCCUGUCAAGAUGUUAGCAGCAGGUGUCCGAGUGUUAGUCUACGCUGGACUUGUGGCUACUUGUAUCUGGUCAGCAAGCGUCCACGGACAGGGUGCAGAGGAAGAUAUGAAUGGGUUGUUUCCGGUUGUAUUUAACCUAGCAUCAAAAGCAGACAUUUCAGUCAAUGCAACGUGCGGCGAGACGAAACCGGAAGUCUUCUGCAAACUGGUAGAGCACGUGAAGGUCUUCCCGGCGGAAAAUCGACACUGUGACAUUUGUGAUGGGUCAAGCAACAACCUGCUCCAGAGGCACCCCAUCAGAAACGCCAUUGAUGGAAGUAACAGGUGGUGGCAGAGCCCCUCACUAACCAAUGGCGCCCAGUAUAAUUAUGUGACAAUAACAAUCGAUCUGAAACAGAUCUAUCAAGUGGCGUACAUUAUAAUCAAAGCAGCCAAUGCUCCCAGGCCAGGCAACUGGAUUCUAGAAAAGUCGCUGGACGGUGUCAAUUACGAACCGUGGCAGUACUUUGCUAUGACUGACAGAGAGUGCCGGGACACUUAUCGUAAGAGGGCCACUGUCGGGGUGCCGACCAACCUCGGGGAUAAAGAGGUCAUAUGUACUUCAAGAUAUUCUUCCCUCACACCACUGGAAAAUGGCGAGAUCUUUGUGUCUUUGGUGAACAACCGACCAGGUGUUUUCCAGCCCAGCAAGGAUCUGGUGGACUUUGUUUCGGCCCGUUAUGUACGCCUUAGAUUUCAGAAGAUUCGAACUUUGAACGCUGACCUGAUGACGUUUGCUAGUAUUGAUCCAAAAGUAGUUGAUGAGACAGUCACGAGGAGGUACUUUUACUCAGUCAAGGACAUUUCUAUUGGCGGACAUUGCAUCUGUUAUGGGCAUGCUACACUCUGCAAACGUCAUGAUACUUUACCCAAUCGACUACAGUGUCACUGUCAACACAACACAGCAGGAGACAACUGUGAAAAAUGUUUACCUCUGCACAAUAAUAAACCUUGGCAAGUUGGAGGAAUUCAAAAUCUUGGAUGUGAAGAAUGUAAUUGCCAUGGCAAAGCAGAUACAUGUGUUUACAAUGCUACAGUGGAUGCUUUGGGUCUGUCACUUAAUAUCAAAGGAGAAAUUGAUGGAGGAGGAGUCUGCCUUAACUGUAAGGAGUAUACCGCUGGAAUCAACUGUGAAAGAUGUAUAGAUGGUUAUUACAGGCCCACUGGAAUGACUGCCUAUAUGAGGCGUCCAUGUCGGAAGUGUAAUUGUCAAGAAUCACAAACAACAACAGGUCACUGUGUGCAGGAUGAAAGUAGACUGCACGAGGGCUUGAGCCCAGGUGACUGUAUAUGUCAGAAAGGCUACACUGGACGGACAUGUAAUGCAUGUGAAACUGGUUUCUAUGGCUAUCCUAACUGUCGCCCAUGUCUGUGUAAUACUGCAGGAAGUAUUGAUGCUGAGUCCUGUGAAAGAGCAUGCAUUUGUAAGCCUAAAGUACAAGGCAGUCGCUGUGAAAGAUGUUUGGAAAGUCACUUUAAUCUAGAGCACUCUAACCCUGAAGGGUGUUUAAAAUGUUUUUGCUUUGAAGUCACUAAUGUUUGUGACAGUGUACCAUGGGGGUUGACAAAAGUAAACGAUCUAGAUGGUUGGAUGCUUCAAACCAUGGAUCCAAAUGGAAUCAUCUUAACUCAUAUUCUUCAUCAAGGAACUCUCUGGACAAAUAUAAAUUCAGCCUCAAGAAAAGCCGACAAUCCUGGCAUUUUGUCACAGAAUGAGAUUUACUAUUGGAUAGCUCCAUCAGUUUACCUUGGGAAUAGAUUAAGCUCCUAUGGCGGAUACCUUCAGGCUUCCUUCAAGUACACCCUAGAUGACCAACAGCAGUGGACUUAUCACCUGGAUGAGCCAAAUUUUAUUUUAAAGGGUUCUAAUUUGACCAUCGCCUCUGCCAAAGAACGGCUGAGAGAAAAUGUUGAACAUGUGAAGCGUGUUCGUCUAGAUGAAAAAAGCUGGUUUCAUCUAGAUAGCCGAAGACCUAUAACAAGGGAAGAAAUGAUGUUGGUCUUGUAUAGCUUGACUAAAGUAAUGAUAAGAGCAACAUAUCACACGGCAAAAAAUUCUGUGAAUUUAAGAGAAGUUUCUCUUGAUGUUGCAAGUCCUACACAACAAGAUGGCAGCUAUUUGAAGUCAGUUGAACAAUGCAGCUGUCCAGAGGGCUAUUCAGGAUUAUCUUGUGAAAGCUGUGCUCCAGGUUAUAGACGAGUGAAUGACAGAUUGGUUGGUGGAGUGUGCAGGAAGUGUGAUUGCUACAAUCAUGCUGCUUCUUGUGAUCCAGUUACUGGCCGAUGUCUAGGCUGCAGACACAAUACUAUGGGAGACAGGUGUGACAGAUGCUUACCUGGUUUUUACGGUGAUCCUCGCUAUGGUACUCCUGAGGACUGCAAACCUUGUGCUUGUCCACUGGUCAAUGGAAAUAACUUCUUUGCAGAAAGGUGUGAAGCAAGACCAACUACAGUGGACAGAUCUGCCUACGUGUGUCUCAACUGUAGACCUGGCUAUACUGGUGCAAGAUGUGAAAUGUGUGAAUUAGGAUAUUUUGGUAACCCAGCUGUUCCUGGGGGUUCAUGCCGUCGCUGUAAUUGUGGGGGAGCUGUGGAUUUGGAUCAUCCUGGUGUAUGCAAUAACAUCACUGGGAGGUGCAACAUUUGCACUAACAAUACUGAAGGUGAUUUCUGUGAGAAAUGUAAGAGUGGCUACUAUGGUGUAGCUACAGCUGGGGAUUGCAAAGGUUGUGAUUGUCAUCCUUUGGGUUCAAAUAACUUUCAGUGUGAUCCAUCCAAUGGUCAGUGCUCCUGCAAAGACAGAUAUACUGGACGUAGAUGUGACAGAUGCAAGGCUGGUUAUGGCAAUAUUAGCAAAGGCUGUGAAAGGUGUCGCUGUGAUCAGAGUGGUUCUGAAAGCUCACAAUGUGACCCUGUGAGUGGGCAGUGUAAAUGUAGACCUGGAGUUGGGGGUCUCUCCUGCAGUCAAUGUGAAAAUGGUUACUAUGACUAUUCUAGAGCUGGAUGUAAAAAAUGUAAUUGCCAUGAACUUGGUACUUCCAAUGGCAUUGACUGUGAUACUUCUACUGGACGUUGCAUUUGUAAGCCAGGUGUUGUGGGCCUAAAGUGCGAUAAAUGCCAGCACACUUUUUAUGGACUCAGCAGUGGUCAAGGUUGCCGUCCAUGUGGAUGUAGUGAGGCUGGAUCCUUUUCUCCUCAAUGUGAGGACACUACUGGUCAGUGCCCAUGUAAACCAGGAGUCAGUGGAAGAAACUGUGACAGGUGUCAAAAUGGUUAUUAUGGAUUUUCUUUCUCUGGUUGCCAAGUUUGUGAGCCAUGUAACAGUGUAGGUCAUAUCUGUGAUCAGUUGACAGGAGGCUGUGUUUGCCCUCCGUAUACAGAGGGACCAAACUGUGAGCGAUGCCAAGUGAACUGUUGGGGUUAUGACCCAGAUGAAGGCUGUAAGCCAUGUAACUGCAGCUUAGAGGGCUCUUCUAAUCACCAAUGUGAUCCUCAAACUGGUCAGUGUCACUGCAUGCCAGGGUAUCAGGGUUUAAAAUGUGACACCUGUGCCCUGGGGCACUAUGAUAACUUGAUUCGAUGCACCCCAUGUGACUGUAACUCAAUUGGUUCUCUAGAUAGUACUUGCAUGCCAACUUGUGAGUGUGAUGGGUUUGGCGCCUGCUUCUGUAAGAAAAAUGUAGAAGGUCAGAAGUGUGAUAGAUGUAAAGCUGGAACAUUUAGUCCAGAUAAUGACAAUCCAGAUGGCUGUACAGAGUGUUUCUGUUUUGGUCGUGGCCGUUCAUGUCAACAGGCACCAUAUGUCUACACAAAUAUUGAGUUACCAGCAUUAACUGUAGACUUUGUUGAUAAUGAUGAUGAUGGUGAUGUUCUUACAACCUUCAAUGGCAUUUUGACUAUCAACAAUUCAGAAACUGCUUAUGUGCCUAAAGAUAAAUGUGAUCAACCAAUUUAUUGGAGACUACCAAAAACGUAUCCAAAAGAUAUGGUUCUGUCCUAUAAUGGAAAAUUGAAAUUUGUACACUUCUUUGAAGGCCCAGCAGUUGAUAAACCUACAGCUAUAAAUGCACCAAUGGUUAUUUUGAUUGGCAAUGGCAUUUCUUUACACACAAAAUUAACAGUGAUUGAGCCCAGAAACCCUUUCGCUGAAGAGAUAACUUUCAAUGAGCAUGAAUGGUAUUUGCCUGAUCGAGAUCAACAUGUAAGUCGCCAGACAUUGAUGGUUGUUUUACAGAAGGUUGAGGAGAUUCUAGUUAGAGCCUCACAAGAUGGAACAGCAACUUCUGCUGACUUAGAUUCUAUAAUUAUAGAGCAAGCUGUUCCAAGAGGUACCAACUCCACCAGUAACUUGGCACUAGGUGUUGAGCUUUGUGAUUGUCCAGAGAAAUAUUCUGGAGAGUCUUGUCAGAAUCCAGGUCCAGGCUACUAUAGGGUACCCGCUGUUGGUGAAACUAAUUUAGGAAAUAUAGAUUCCAUCAUUGGCACUUCUGAACCUUGUGCCUGCAAUUCACACAGCAAAAACUGUGAACCAGAGACUGGUAAAUGUCGGGAAUGUCAAGAUCAUACCACAGGAGAUUAUUGUGAUGUUUGUGCUGAGGGUUUUUAUGGUGUGGCAACCACAGGUACUAGACAAGAUUGUCAGCCUUGUAGCUGCCCACUGAAUAUUCCUUCUAAUAAUUUCAGUCCGAGUUGUGUCACUGACAGAUUUGGCAUUGUUUGUUCAUCCUGUGUUGUUGGUCACACUGGUCGCACAUGUGAAAAAUGCUCACCUGGUUACUAUGGCAACCCUAGUACAGUUGGAGAUAGAUGUAAGCCAUGUAACUGUAAUUUAGAAGGCUCAAAGGGAGAGAAUUGUGACUUGAAUGGCAAGUGCCAAUGUUUGAGUGGAAUCAGUGGCAAAACUUGUGAUAAUUGCAGUGAUCCUACAUUUGGUGUGCAAAAUGGCCAGUGUGUCUCUUGUUACGAAGGAUGCACUGGAAUUCUCUUGGAUGACUUGAAAAAGAUUUCUAAACUUUUGCCCGAGUUUAACCCUGACAAUGCACAAUUUCCAUGGGAAACCUUGAAUAACUUAAGUGAUGAAGUCACUAAACAAAAGAAAAAGCUGGCCAUAAUUGAAGCGGCAGGUAUUCAAGGCCUGGAAGAUAUGAGAAAAGAAGCUGAUCGCUACAUAAAGAUGGUUGAAACCCUGCUCAGUAGGAGUAAUUAUACUUGUGAUUCAGAGUCUAUAGGAACUGGAGCUGAAGCUUGUAAAGUCAAAAGUAGUGCUGCUGACUUGUAUACAAAUGCAACCCAGUUGGAGACAGAUGUCAACCAGGCAUAUAGAAAUAUAAGUAAACUUGUGGAUGAUUUAAAUAGUUUUGGAGAGAAGCACUUAGUCAGUGUGACAGGACUUAAUAUUUCUGCUGUCCUUAGACAAGCCAAGGCUAUGCUCAAAGAAAUAGAACAAAGAAAUUUCACAGCCGCUGAUAAUGCAGCCAAAAAUGAGAUUCGUCUGGCAGAAAAACUCUCAGAAAGUAUCAUACGUUUUAUCAACUCUUCCAACUUGAAUGGUACAUCAUUAGCUGAUAGAUUGAGCGAUAUCUUGAGGAGGCUCAGAGACUUAUCUAAGAAUUCCAAGAUGGCUGAUGAUCUCACAACUGCAGCUAAUAACAAGAUUGAAGAACUAAGAGAGUUAAUAAAACAACUGAGGGCAUUGAUUGCAGAUAUUAAUGAACUAUACAAAUCUGCUAAUGAAAUUGUUGAUGAUGCCAUAGACAAAGCUGAAAAUGCUGACAACAAAAUCAGUAUGGCUACUCAUCAAAGUGAUUUACUGGACACUGGUAUAGAUGAACUCUCUGACAAAGUAAAAGAACUAGAAAAAAUAACAAAGAAUCUGUAUGCAUGGGUGUUCAAUGCAAGCAGACAUGCACAAAAAUUGCUAGAACAAGCUGAGCUCAUUGAUUUGUUAUUUAAUACCACCAGAGCAUUGUCCCUAGAUCCUGUUAAAGCAGCCAAAGCUUACAGUGAGAUAGUUGAAGCUAUAAGGGAAGCCAAUCAAUCAGCACAGAACGCCUACACGUCAGCCAAAGAGGCUAAAGAUAUUAGUCAACUGGAUGAUCUUCAAGAGAAAGUAAGACGUCUUAAAGAGACUAAUGAGGAUCACAUAGAGCAGAUAGAAAAUCUGAAAAAUAAACUUGAAGAUGCUUUUCAAAAUCUGAGGGAUGUUGAAAGAGAAGUUGCUGAUGUGGAAGAUUUGCAUGACAAAAACAGAAACAAUUUGAAUGAAGUCUUAAACAGGAUUGAUUUAUUACCAUCAGAUGUUAGAGAUAAAAUUAGAGGAAUUAAAGCUGAUAACAAAGACACAGAAUCAAUCAUUUACAGAGCCCUAGAACUGUUUAAGAAAUUCAAUAACACAAUAAACUUCAGGAUCCAAGAUCUUAACAAAACAGAUUUUAGUGGCAUCAACAAGGACAUUGAAGUUGAUAUACUAAGAGCAAGGGAUGUGAACACAAAUGUUGCCAAUCUUCAAAAUAUUACCAAGACAUUAGAUGACAAAUUGAACAAUCUGAUCAAGAAAGAUAUUAAAUUUAAUCUGGAUGAUCUCAUAAAUAAGAUUAACAAUGCCCGUAGGAUUGUCAAUGAUAUGAAAAUGUCUCUGCGAGCUGAUGGGCAGUGUAUUCGAUCUUAUCGUUCGCCGCUGAAGCCAAGCUCAGCGAAUGAGAUUAGUUUUGGAUUCCAAGUGAAUCACACAGACUCAGAUAUGCUUAUUGUUCUACUGCAACAGUCUCCAGAGGAAGGUGGACAGGAAUUUCUUGCAGCUGAGAUGAAGGAUAAAAAGGUGAGACUGACUUGGAAUUCUGGUAAAGGUCAAGGCUCUGUGUCACAUGAUGAACCCAUUGUUCCAGGAGCGUGGUAUAAAGUAGAAGCCAAAAGAAUUGGGUCAAUAGGAGAACUAAAAGUUUGGAAUCUUAAAACUCCUAGCAAGCCAAUCACAAAGCAGUUCACUUCUAAUUUAAGUGCUGGAUGCUCUCUACUGAACUUCAAUGAGAACUCUUCAGUUGUCCUGGCUGGUUCCAACAGUCAACUUAAGCUACCAAGUGGUAUAACUAAUCGUAACUUCACAGGGUGCUUAGGAGAUGUUGUCCUUGACCAAAGUAAAAUUGGUGUAUACAACUACAAGACUAAUUCCAGAGACCAUUGCAGUGCUUGUUUGGAAUUACCUGUUGAAAAAACAGCUUCAGGAUCAAUCUUUGUAUUUAAUGGAGAUGGAUAUGCAAAACUACAAUUUACAGGAAAUUACUUAACAACUAAAAUGAAAAUGGAAUUUGAAUUCAAAACAUUUUGGGAAAACUCUAGGUUAUUUUUCAUUGGAAAUGAAAAGAUGGGAGAUUUUCUGUCCAUUGAGCUCCAGGGAGGCAGGGUUCACGUUUUGUUUGCAUUAGGAUACAACACUUUUGGCAGAGCUCAUACCACUAACACUUAUAACAACAACAUGUGGACCAAGCUCUUUUUUGAAAGGAGAGAUACUGGUGGUGCAUUACUUAGAGUAAGCACUGAAGACAUUUUUAUAACUAUUGUUGGUACAAGUAAAGGACUUGAUAUCAAUAAAGAUGCCCUGUACUAUGGAGGCCUCCCAUCAAAUUUUAUUAUGGAUAGCUUUAAAGGACUCAAUACAACAGAAAACUUCUUUGGAUGUAUGAGAAAUUUAAUAUUUGAAACUGUUCAACCAGAAGUCAGUAAUAUCAGUGUCUUGAACAAUGUGCUGUUGAGCCCAAGCUGUAGAGAAAAUGGAAUUUAUGUUGUCGAUUUUCAAGGUGAUGGUUAUAUUAUGCUACAGAAUAACAAUUUGAGUUUUGCUGAUUCCAAAAAUGAAAUCUCAUUGACUUUUGUAACUUGGAAAGACAACGGAAUCAUUCUUGUAGCUAGAGAUAUAUCAGCAGAGAAUUAUUACUCCAUUGCUUUGGUUGGUGGUCACUUGGUGGCAAAGAUUCAUGACAAAGAUUCAGAUAAGCCAUUGGUAUUGAAUUCUUCAUCCAAAUUAAAUGCCAAAUUAAAUGAUCAAAACAUGCAUUGUGUUUCCUUAACCAAGGAUGGUGGAAAAAUUCAUCUUAUUGUUGAUGAUGUCACUGUGGCAAGUGGUCAAGCUAGAAUUGUGGAUUUCAAAAAUGAUGGAAAUCUUUAUUUGGGUGGUCUACCUCUGGCAGUUAAUGGUAUUGCUGCCACCAAUCUUAGAUUGGAUGGAUGUAUUAGUAACGUCAUAGCCAAUGGGGUACGGCUGUCCAUGGGAGAUGCCAAACAAUACAAACUGGCCAAAAUUGGUCAAUGUAGGUAUGUGGAUAAAGCACCAUCCUUGGCAGGCUCCUUACCAGUUGAACCUCCUUUUGCAAAUGAUGCAGCACCCCCAACAUCUUGCGUAAAAGACAUUAACCCAGCAAUUGAAGAUGAUGCUAAGGCUGUAGCAAAUGCUGCAUCAUUUUUUGCAGAGAUCACUAAAGUUGACCCAUCAGAAUUGAGUGAAAAUUUCAUUUUUGGAUUUGAAUUCAGAACUUUCUAUGAGAAUGGACUAUUUGGGUUUUUAACCAGUGAUGAUGAUUCAUUUUACUUUGGAAUCCAGCUUCACAAUGGAAGACUGGAGAUUGUGUAUACCUACGAAAAUUCAGUGAAACGUAUUACAUUUGAUUCAGUCUUAAGCAAUGGUGAAUGGCAUUCAGUUCAGGUAACUAAAAAAGGCAAUAGAUUGAGUGUUAUCUGUGAUUCUAAAACUAUCAAAAGUGAUGAAAUAGAUGACUAUGUGAAUAUAGCUCUACCACUACAUAUGGGUGGACCAAGGGAUCCCGUCAGAUUCAGCAAAAAUAAUAUAACUCUGGUAAACCACAGUUUACGAGGCUGCAUUAGAGCUUUAACUGUGAAUGAAGUACCCAUCAAUAUCACUGACACUCAGAUCAUACAAGAUGUUGGACCUUGUUAUCAGAAUGUUGAGAGGGGAGCUUACUUUGGUGGCACUGCCUAUGGAGCACUCACCUUUUAUUUCAAGCCGUCUCUGACAGUAAGCUUAGAUUUUAAAACAACAAGCCAAUCUGGCAUCCUUAUCUCCAUCAGUGAUACAAGAUUGUUUGGUCUCACAUUAGAGCUUCAUGAUGGCCAGGUUAAGUUUAGAUUGAAACACAAGGAGUUGUUUGUGGCAGAGACAACCAAUGACAACUCUUUCCUGUACUGUGACAAUAAAUGGCACAAGGUGACAGCAGUACUCAUCAACAGUGAACUGUCCCUCACUGUAGACAGUGGACCAACAAUAAAAAAGACAAUAGUUGGCAGUCUUGAUGGUGUCAAUAGCAACUAUAUGUUUAUUGGAGGUGCCAAAAGUAAUUUCAAGCAAAUUGCCAGCUUGUCCAAUGAUAUGCUCAAUGGAUGCCUAAGAAAUAUGAUCAUUGAUGGAGUUCCUGUAGACUGGUAUACAUUUGUUGACCAACAAAAUGUCAGAAAAACUGGCUGUCCAGCAUUUUGAUAAAAUAUUUAUUAAAUUAGUCUUAACCAAUUUAAAAAAGAUAUAAACUUUUGUUAAAUAAAAUAAAGUUUUCUUUUAGCCAUGUCUGUUUUGCCCAACUUAAGCAUAAUAUGUUUUAAAUACUCUGUAUUUUAAAUUAGCAAGUUUAACUUUUUUUAUGCUAUGCAUGAAUAUUUAAUUUUUAAUAAGUAUGAAAAACUUAGUGUUUCAAAACUAUUUAAAGAGCAGACACAUGGGUCAGAUAGUAGUCUGCUUGAUAGGAAAAUGUUUGGUUUCAUUUUAAAACUAUUUUGUGGGAACAAACAACAACAUUAUUUAGAAGCUAUUGUCAUUAAAAAUGUGUUUUUAAAACAAUUGUUUAGUUUACAUACUAAAACACAUUGUUGAAAUUCAAAAUGGAAUUUUGGUGUACGUUUCUUGUUAAACUAUGUUUUUAUACCACUGCAUUCUGAUACAAAACUAUGAAGGAUAAAAAGAAUGCUGAAAUAAACCAUUUACUCAGCGACUUGCAGACAACAAUUACAUCCUCAUCUUUUAUUGUGACUCAAAAAAAAAAUGUCACAGUAUCUUCCUAUAGCUCAAAUAUCUUUUAGUGCUAGAAGUCUUGUUUUGUUUCUAAUUUCACAAAUGCUGAAUGAGGAUUUAUGCAAAAAAAUUUUUUUAAAGUUCAAAAUAUUUGAUUAAAAUAAACUUGAUAAAAUAAGCUUAUGAAAUAUUAAAAAGGCACAGAAAUUAGAACAUUUUUUUUUCAUUUCUGUUUUUAACGGAAGAUUUACACAAACUCACAUCUACUUUUUCCCCUCCAUCUUUCCAAUGUCAUCAUCUUCAUAUUCACUUCUCUUUUUGUGUCCUGUACUUUUUAAAAUCUAACCUAACUUAGAGCUCUCAUAUAUUUUAGUCAUUGUAAUCAUUCAAUGGAAUUCCUUCUAUUUCUGGUUCUGCUCUGGUGGAAUUCCAUUAAAAUUUUGAAGUUGACACUUAUCUUUAAAAACAACACUUAAUUUAAAUAUUAGUUUAAACAAUUUUCGAAUGAGUUUCCUUCAGUUAGCUCAAAUAUUUUUUUUUAUAAACAGAAUUAUUAGUUGACAUUAUUUUGUUUUAAAGGGUACAUUUAUAUUACUUAAUAAAUGUUUAUGAAAGCAAAAAAACAACAUCUUUGCUACAAAAAACAUUUUUGCUUCCUUCAAUGUUUCAGUGGUGAUUUUUACUGGGUUCAUUCUAGGCUUGUGCCACACUAUAACUGCUUGUAGCCAUCAUCAUCAUUAAAUAAAGUUUUUGUCUUUUUUAAUGAAUUAAAUGUUAUUUCAUAUUUCAAUAUUGUAUUUAAAAGAUACUAAUGGCUCUAUGGCUCAGUGAUAAAGCCAUUUUAUAUUGACAAUUCUGUAAGUCAAAUAUACUGAAGUGAAAUGUAUAUGCAAGAUAAUUUUCAAAGAAAUAGAAAAAAAAAUUUAACCAAACUUUAAUUCCUAACAAUAUCCGCCUAAUGAGAGUGGAUUCAUUUGUUGAUGUUGUGUCCUAUUCUAGUUGAAUCAUGUGCCUUACCAAUAUAUGUCUUGUGUUGAUACCUGCCAUAGAAUUGUGUUUGUUGUGUUCAAAGAUUCCUGAAAAUGACAAUGAUGGAGUUUAUUCUGAAAGAAUGUCUCUUCAUGUUGUUUGUUUGCCUGAUUGUUACUGCUAAAUAGACUUUUUCAAAGAUAGCAUCAUUAUGUGAUAAUCAUCAAUCUAUUUAUUGAAUUUAUUCUUAUCUUAUUCAUAACAUCCUCCAGAAGCCAUGGUGCUGAGGUGUGCAGCCAAUAUGUGUGUUUUAUAUCUUUCAUAACUCUUAUAGAAAUAACUGUAUACUAUCAAUACAAUAUCUUUCUUCAAUCAAUUUCCUUUCUGUCUAUAAUUUUCUUUCAAAUGUAAUCUUGAUUUCAACUCUCUACUUUUUUUUAUUUCUUUCCUCCCAGUUUGAUCACUUUGAAUUUGAAACUCAUUGCAUCAUCCGUUAUUUGCUAGUUAUGCCAGAAACAGAUUAGAACCUGAGAUAAUACAAGCUGAACAUACAAUAAUUGAAGUAUUAAAAUAUAAGAAAAGCUCUUUUAUUUGUACUUACUACUUGAUAGAUGUUGAUGGUUGGGAAAUUGUUUCACUUGAACUUUUUUUUUUUGUUUUUUAGCUCUAAGUAAAGAUCUCUAAAAAAAAAUUGACAUCAUUAUUAAUGAUAUUAAAAAAACUGUUUUCUUUCUCUUUCCUUUUUUUGUAAUACUAUCAUCAGCAUCCUUGCUGUUCUAUUGUAGACUAACCAUGUCAUUUGUCAAGUAAAAUCUAUAACAAAAUGUAUCAAAUGCUUAGAUGUAAUUCACUGAUAUGGAGCAUAAUAUAAACCAAAAUGUAUGUUAUUGUAUUUAUACAAUCAUUAAAAACUAUAUUAUUUAAAA
Messenger RNA from Biomphalaria glabrata, 12342 nucleotides. Its product is annotated as laminin subunit alpha-1-like. NCBI's taxonomy places the organism in Eukaryota, Metazoa, Mollusca, Gastropoda, Planorbidae. The record is from RefSeq and is a predicted model, not a curated record. The coding region runs from base 410 to 9922 and encodes 3170 amino acids. The transcript has 66 exons.